Parnassius mnemosyne (clouded apollo) is the source of this 1179-nucleotide messenger RNA. NCBI's taxonomy places the organism in Eukaryota, Metazoa, Arthropoda, Insecta, Lepidoptera, Papilionidae. The record is from the annotation of a GenBank genome assembly.
AUGACGUCAGUGACGUUAGGUCUGGUGUUGCUGCUCUGUGCUGCAAGCGUGUCAGCUGACGACAUCGAGAUGAAGCUGCAGAGUGGGAUGCUGAUUAAAAUGCUAAGGGAAAUGGCGAAUCAGACCAAGCCCGACACAUUGAACUUGCCAGCGAACUCGACCACCAUCCGGGAGAAUAUUACUGACACCUUCAGUUGUGAGAACCGCAUUUAUGGUUACUAUGCUGACGUUGAUAACGACUGCCAGAUUUUCCACGUGUGCCUGCCCUCUCUGACUGUCACCGGGCGUAACAUUACUUACAGGUGGAGUUUCAUAUGUCCCGCGGAGACUGUGUUCAACCAAGAAGUGUUAACUUGCACUAGAUCAGGUGACGCAAUUCCAUGUGAAGAAUCUCCAAUGUUUUAUGACGUUAAUAUGGAAUUCGGGAAAGUUGCUAAUGAGACAAAGGAGAACACAAAACCAGAAAGUUCUGGAAAUACUUCAGCGAAUAAUCCUACCAGAAAUACGGAGACAGUUGCAAUUAAACCACAAAGGUGGAAUCAAGCAAACAGAAAGAGACAAAACAUUGUUGACGUAAUUGAUAACACGAAAUCAACAAAGGAAGAUAUUAAGGAAUAUGAAAACAAAAUUAUGGGAGUAAUGAAGGAAGAUCUAGAUAUUAAUAAUCAAAACAUGAUUCAUGAGAUGAAUCAAGAUUUCAGUGAAAUCAAUCAAGAGAUACACGUUUUGAAAGAAGAGAUAAAGGAUGUUGAAAGAGAAAUAGUAAGUUAUACAGAUAAUAUUAAAGACAGUUAUAAAGGAAAAUCACAGGAAUUAAAUGAAAAUGUCAGAGAAUUUAACCAAAACGAGGGAGAAGACGAUAGGUAUAGCGAAACUAAUAAGGAAUAUAUGAAUAAAAUGAAGCAAAAUGGAAUUGAAAUAAAAAUAAAUCCACAAAUGAAUGAAAAUAAUGAAGGUAUAGAAUUACCUCAGAGUAUCUUGGAGAAAAUAGAGACGAUGAAUGCUGAACCUAUUGCACCUGCUGUUGUCGAGGAAAUGAUUCCUGAUGUCGAAGAAGUUAGCGGCGAAAAUACAUCGGAAACGUUAGACAAUUCUAGAAUUGCAUCUGAAAGGAGUUUAAAAAGAAAAGGUCGAAAAAUCAACAGAGGUUCGCUUAAAUUUAGACCUGAUUUAUUAUAG